Molecule: messenger RNA, 882 nt
Organism: Herpailurus yagouaroundi (jaguarundi)
Lineage: Eukaryota; Metazoa; Chordata; Mammalia; Carnivora; Felidae
Gene: INSIG2
Product: insulin induced gene 2
Exons: 6
Coding region: 199-876 (225 amino acids)
Biological process (GO): cholesterol biosynthetic process; SREBP-SCAP complex retention in endoplasmic reticulum; SREBP signaling pathway
Cellular component (GO): endoplasmic reticulum; SREBP-SCAP-Insig complex
Source: RefSeq, a predicted model, not a curated record
GGAAGAGCGGGAGGGGGGCGGGAGCCGGUCCCAGAAGAUGGCGGAGGCGGGGGAUUUCUGGUAGGUCCUCUUUUAGGACAAGAUGCUGUAACUGUAGGAUCACCGGCCUGCUUCGAUUCACAGACAUUUGGUUUUUCUGCUGGGAAGGCUUUUUUUUUUUUUUUUUUUGUCUUGCCGGUUUACUGAACUUAUGAAACCAUGGCAGAAGGAAAGACAGAGUCGCCUGGGCCCAAAAAGCGUGGCCCCUAUAUUUCAUCUAUCACUAGCAGGAGCGUGAACUUGAUGAUUCGUGGAGUGGUGCUGUUUUUUAUUGGAGUAUUUCUUGCAUUAGUGUUAAAUUUACUUCAGAUUCAGAGAAAUGUGACGCUCUUUCCGCCCGACGUGAUCGCGAGCAUCUUUUCUUCAGCGUGGUGGGUGCCGCCCUGCUGUGGCACAGCCUCAGCUGUGAUUGGGUUAUUAUACCCCUGCAUUGACAGGCAUCUAGGAGAACCACAUAAAUUUAAAAGAGAGUGGUCCAGUGUGAUGCGGUGCGUAGCCGUCUUUGUUGGUAUAAAUCAUGCCAGCGCUAAAGUGGAUUUUGAUAACAACAUACAGUUGUCUCUCACACUGGCUGCACUCUCCAUUGGACUGUGGUGGACAUUUGAUAGAUCUAGAAGUGGUUUUGGCCUUGGAGUAGGAAUUGCUUUCUUGGCAACCUUGGUCACUCAACUGCUAGUCUAUAAUGGUGUUUAUCAAUAUACAUCUCCAGAUUUUCUCUAUGUUCGCUCUUGGUUACCGUGUAUAUUUUUUGCUGGAGGCAUAACAAUGGGAAACAUUGGUCGACAACUGGCAAUGUAUGAAUGUAAAGUUAUCGCAGAAAAAUCUCAUCAGGAAUGAAGAAGG